AUGCACGUGACGCGCAACCCCCCAGCUUUCGACCCAGCAGCUAAGCACAACUUUGGUCGACGUGAGACUCAGCCGGCACCUGGAGUCGUUGAGCCAAGCCAGGAAUGGGAUGGCAACGAUGGCCCGUGGUCAAGCUUUGUCUUGCAAGUCGGCACUCCUCCUCAACAAGUCCGGGUCGACAUCUCCAUUGCAGGACAGGAGACAUGGGUUGUCAGUCCAGGAGGUUGCGCAGAUGCAGGAACCGACUGUGCCAAUAACAGAGGCGGCGAGUUCAACAGCCAGGCCUCCUCAACAUGGCAAUCGACAACUACUAUCUGGAAGAAUUCUGGAAUCUACCAGCUUGCCGGGCUGAUCACCAAUGCCCUGGGUAUUGAUGGGAACGGGGAAUACGGUUUCGAUACUGUUGGUUUGUCGUUUGCCGGGCAAGGCGGCCCAGCGAUAGAUCAUGCAGUCGUUGCGACGUAUAACACGACAAACUUUUACAUUGGCCAGUUUGGGGUCACCCCCAACCCAACCUAUUUCACAGUUACAAACGACAAUUCGUCUGCACUAGACGAUCCAGUGAGUAUCUCCAAUAAGAUUCUUGACAUCAACGCAAUAAUGUGA
Lasiodiplodia theobromae is the source of this 606-nucleotide messenger RNA. Its product is annotated as Acid protease. Lineage: Eukaryota; Fungi; Ascomycota; Dothideomycetes; Botryosphaeriales; Botryosphaeriaceae. The transcript has 3 exons. Bases 1 to 606 code for a protein of 201 amino acids. The record is from RefSeq and is a predicted model, not a curated record.